Linum tenue is the source of this 2530-nucleotide messenger RNA. The record is from the annotation of a GenBank genome assembly. NCBI's taxonomy places the organism in Eukaryota, Viridiplantae, Streptophyta, Magnoliopsida, Malpighiales, Linaceae.
AAAUCUGGCCCGACCGGAUCCGCAACCCCGGAAAACGGAUUACACGCGCCACCGCCGUUCGCGGUCCUGAAAUCCAAACUCCAUUGGUAUGGUCCGUGCAUCCAUCGAAUCGGGUCGCUAAUUCAACGUCAAGAAGAAAAUGAAAGAAGGAGAGAGCCAAACCUAAAAUCUGUCCGUCUCUCUCUCUAGUCUCUCCUCACUCGGUCACUUCACUUCCAUUCCCCGCCAUCAUUCUCAGACCAACUUAGACGGAAAAUUCCAGUUUUCCCUCUUCCAACCCUCGUCGUCGGCAAGAUCUGCCUUUUUCGCUUCGUCUUCCGAACAAUGAGGAGACAUCAUCUUCACAACAGGUCGCUCAAGCAGGGAGCCGGAGCACUGAGAGGAUCGGUGGCGAAGUUAUCGAUUGCUGUUCUAGUGCUCUUGAUCUGCACGCUUUCCUUUCUGUUUUCCACUACACUUACUGGAAACAAGGGAUUUACCGGCCCCGCAGAGAUCAAUGUAGAACAGCUAUGGGAAAGUGCUGAUUCCGGUGGAUGGAGGCCAUCAUCAGCUCCCAGAUCUCACUGGCCUCCUCCUCCGAAAGAGAGUAAUGGCUAUCUGCGUGUUCGUUGUAAUGGUGGUCUGAAUCAGCAGCGGAGUGCGAUCUGCAAUGCUGUUCUUGCGGCUAGAAUAAUGAAUGCUACACUUGUGCUCCCUGAGUUGGACGCAAACUCAUUCUGGCAUGAUGACAGGUAUCUUUUUUCCUGCUUUUUUCAUGCUGUAUGUAGUGGAUUCCAUGGCAUUUAUGACGUGGAGCAUUUUAUUCAUUCAUUGAGGUAUGAUGUGCGAAUUGUUGAAAGCAUUCCAGAAAUUCGUAAAAAUGGUAAAACAAAGAAGAUCAAGGCUGUUCAGAUGCGGCCCGGUAGAGAUGCAGGUGUAGAUUGGUACACAACAGAGGCCCUCGCGACAAUGAAGCAACAUGGAGCCAUAUAUCUAACUCCCUUUUCACACCGAUUGGCUGAGGAAAUUGAUAACCCGGAGUACCAACGACUCAGAUGCAGAGUUAAUUAUCAUGCUUUAAGAUUUAAACCGCAUAUAAUGAAGCUAAGUGAAUCAAUAGUUGAGAAGCUACGUACAGAAGGCCACUUCAUGGCUAUACACCUUCGCUUCGAGAUGGAUAUGCUUGCGUUUGCAGGGUGUGUCGACAUAUUUACUCCUAAAGAACGAGCAAUAUUGCAGAAGUAUCGGAAGGAAAAUUUUGCUGAGAAGGAGCUGGACCCCGAAGUGAGAAGACUUAUGGGAAAAUGCCCACUAACUCCAGAAGAGGUUGGACUUAUUCUACGAGCUAUGGGUUUUGAUAAUUCAACUAGAAUAUUUUUAGCAGCUGGUGAACUUUUUGGUGGGGAACGAUUUAUGAAGCCUUUCAGGGCUCUCUUUCCUCGUCUAGAAAAUCACAGUUCCGUCGAUUCCUCGGAGGAGCUAUCUACAAAGAGCCAGGGAUUGUUGGGUUCUGCUGUGGAUUACAUGGUUUGUCUUCUGGCCGACAUCUUCAUGCCAACAUAUGAUGGACCGAGUAACUUUGCCAACAAUCUCUUGGGCCAUCGCCUUUAUUAUGGCUUCAGAACAACAAUAAGACCUGACAGGAAAGCACUUGCCCCAGUAUUCAUUGCUCGGGCGAAAGGGAAGAAAGCUGGUUUUGAAGAAGCUGUUAGGCGUGCAAUGCUGAAUACCAACUUUGGUGGACCUCAUGAGCGGGUCAGACCCGAGUCAUUUUAUACCAACUCUUGGCCGGAGUGUUUCUGCCAAACAGAAGCGAAGAAUCCAGCUCAUAAGUGCCCCCCUGACAAUGUCCUGCAAGUUCUUCAUAACCAGUUGGAAAGCCAGAUGACAAGCGACUUGGAGCCUCAGCGGGGGAAUCGAACUUCUUCCAUGGAACGAUGAAGAAUCUCGUGCGAGAGUCUCUAGCUAGCUUGUUAACUGCGAUUCUCCUAGACAGAACACUACUCACCAAUUUGGAAGCACAAUUCCAAACCACAUCAUAUUGUAUGUUUGCCUCAGGUAUCCUGUUGCUCUCAGCUUGUAGUUUUCCUACUUUGUACAGGCGUGUCAGCAAUCACUUGGAAGUUGUCAAGUCUGCCCUUCAAAGUUCUUUUCAGGACGACAGUUACAUCGGCACUAGUGAUCAUAAAACUAGUGGAACAGCUGCUCAAAGCUAAAAUAUCCUCUGUAAGGACAUAAAGCACUCUACGGGUCGAUGGUUAGAUGGGACAUAGUAGUUGAGCUAUCGAACGACAGCAUUUUAUGGAUUUGUUUGUUCAGAUGAAAGGAGAGAUCUUCAGAGAUGUAGUUGAUAGUUGAGGGCUGUGACAUUGUUCCUGUAUUUAUACGGGUUUUGUUUACCACUGUUUUCUUCUAUUCAUUGAAUGUCAACCAUUAUUUCUAGAUUGCUGAAGACUCAUUGUCGGAGUCUUUGUGCUAAUGUUUUGGUUCUCGUGCUAAUGUUUUGGUUCUGGCAAGUUAUAACUAUCGACUCGCUUUACAGCAAUUUCAG